Brenthis ino (lesser marbled fritillary) is the source of this 927-nucleotide messenger RNA. Lineage: Eukaryota; Metazoa; Arthropoda; Insecta; Lepidoptera; Nymphalidae. The record is from the annotation of a GenBank genome assembly.
AUGCCGUUAUUUCGGAGUCCGAUAACAGAUUAUAGGUCUUUUGAGGAGCAGCGUGGCUUGAGUCUGAUACGAGAGACUUUGAAGCUUGGCAUCAAUUAUGUGGAGACGGGGCCGUGGUAUGGGCAAGGCUCUUCGGAGAGAACCAUUGGAAUGGCCUUAAAAGGAGUCCCGAGAAACAGUUUUUACAUAGCGAGCAAGGUGGGGCGCUACGAGCGCGAGCCCGAGAAGAUGUUCGACUUCUCUGCAGAAAAAACUGAAUUUGGAGUCGACAACACUCUUAAGCUGCUCGGCGUGGAAUACUUGGAUGUAAUACAGGUGCACGAUGUGACCUUUGCUCCGGACACCUCGAUCAUACUGAAGGAGACUCUGCCGACUCUGCAGAAGGCCGUCAACGAUGGCAAGGCGCGUUACAUUGGCAUCGCGGACUACAACAUCGACCUGCUGAAGGAAAUUGUUGAGGAAUCAGAGGUCAAGAUAUCCGUUGUCCUUUCAUACGCCAAAUCAACAUUACUAGAUAAUCGGCUUCAAAACUACGCGUUAUAUUUUAAGCGUCGUGGUAUAGGCGUAAUCAACGCGGCGGCUACCGGGAUGGGCCUACUCACCAACAAGGGCCCGCCGUCCUGGCACCCAGCUAGCGACGAGAUCAAGGCAUUGUGCCGUGAGGCGGCCGAGUUCUGUAGGAGUCACAAAGUGGAACUGGCCCGCCUGGCCACCCACUUCGCUAUACACCAACCCCACAUUGACACAAACGUCUGCGGCUUCCUAAACGCUCAUCAGUUGUAUGACACUAUGGAGGUCAUGAGGAAGGGCCUAACAAAAAUUGAGGAGAAAGUGUACGAGGAAGUCAAAACCAGGUAUUUCUCUAAAGGAGUACUACAUUGGGAUAAUGUCGAGCUUCCUAACCAUAAAAGAAAGCUUUUACAGGAU